AUGACAAAAGGAACGUCUUCGUUUGGAAAGCGUCAUAAUAAGACGCAUACGCUUUGUCGACGAUGUGGCCGUUCUUCUUACCACAUUCAAAAGCAUAAGUGUUCAUCGUGCGGAUAUCCGGCUGCUCGUAAACGAACUUAUCAAUGGUAUGAUUUCUUUAAACCGUUUGUCUAA
Molecule: messenger RNA, 174 nt
Organism: Meloidogyne enterolobii
Lineage: Eukaryota; Metazoa; Nematoda; Chromadorea; Rhabditida; Meloidogynidae
Source: the annotation of a GenBank genome assembly